UCCCAGCAGCCACUUCACACAUGACAACAACACACACACACAUCUUGCAUGCCCAUCCCCAAGAAGACCCCUCCGAGCACACACACGUACUCCCAUACGAGAGCUUUUUGCAUAGAGCUUGCACACAAUUGAAUACAUUCUAGGACAGAGGCCUCGUUUCCUUUGGGGAAAGACAAAUGGCCAACUCUGGGAUUCAACUUUUGGGGUUCUUCAUGUCGCUGACCGGCAUCGUGGGCCUGAUCAUCGGCACCGUUCUGCCCCAGUGGAAGAUGUCGGCCUAUAUCGGGAACAACAUCAUCACGGCGGUGGCCAUGUACCAGGGAUUGUGGAUGUCUUGCGCCUUCCAGAGUACGGGACAGCUCCAGUGCAAGAUCUACGAUUCCAUCCUGCAGCUUGACAGUUCUCUUCAGGCCACCCGAGCGCUGAUGAUCGUGGGCAUCAUCGUGUCCGUGGCGGGCCUGGGCGUGGCCUGCACAGGCAUGAAGUGCACAACAUGCGGAGCGAGCGACAAGCUGCGCAAGGCCCGUACCGCCAUGACGGGAGGGAUCAUACUGUUAGUGGGAGGGCUGUGCGCCAUCGUGGCUUGCUCCUGGUUUGCUCACAACGUGAUCCGGGCGUUCUAUAACCCCUACACUCCUGUCAACACCAAGUUUGAGUUCGGCGCCGCCAUCUUCAUCGCGUGGGGAGGUUCCCUCCUCGACGUCUUGGGCGGCGCCAUGUUGGCUGCUUCUUGUCCAAGAAGAAAACAGGUGUCCAAGUACCCAUCCGUCCCAGCAGCUAGUUCCCGCUCCGAGCCAGCCAGCAGCAAUAAGGAAUAUGUCUGAAUGUCAGAAUUAUACAAAGAUAUCCAAGUGAAAAUGUGUGUGGGCCGUCACGGUAGCGCAAAAGUAAGACUUUAUGCAAAAUUGCUUGAUUAUGACGCAGCAGUGUCACGCCCCGCCCUAGUGGUCAACAUGUGUUAGCAAAAAUGCUAUACACUAUUACAGGGGUGUCAAACUCUUUUUUUUUUUUUCGCCGGCCGCAUUGUAGUCAUAGCUUCUUUCGGAGGCCCAU
This is a messenger RNA of Syngnathus acus (greater pipefish), 1053 nucleotides long. RefSeq names its product claudin 7a (gene cldn7a). The coding region runs from base 177 to 824 and encodes 215 amino acids. Gene Ontology annotation, molecular function: structural molecule activity. The transcript is spliced from 4 exons. NCBI's taxonomy places the organism in Eukaryota, Metazoa, Chordata, Actinopteri, Syngnathiformes, Syngnathidae. Gene Ontology annotation, cellular component: bicellular tight junction; plasma membrane. The record is from RefSeq and is a predicted model, not a curated record. Gene Ontology annotation, biological process: bicellular tight junction assembly; cell adhesion.